CACACACACACACACACACACACACACACACACACACACACACACACACACACACCCUAAAAAAGCAAACAUGUGCACAAAUUCACACAUACGCUAGUCUAAACACUAUGUAUAAACACAAAAUACUGUCCACUUCUCUUAUCACAUACGAGCACACUCUGUCUGCACAGACCAGAACAAGCACUCAAACACACUAUCUUUUUUCCCUGUCAAAUGUGUACCCAGACAGUCACCUUCCUCUCCUGCCAAAACCCUGCCAGUCUACUGCUACUCUGGCCUUGUAAGGCUGGACAGCUGGCCUCGCCAUCUAUGUCUCGCCUCUAUAGCCUAUCAGAGCUGUUCCGGACCGCUGCUCUUCUUUGCUCUGUCCUCCCCCUCCUCUCUCCUUCCCCCCUUAUCCCCUCUUCCUCCUCCCCUCCAGCUCUCACUUUCUCUCUCUCUCCCCAGAAGACCCUUGACUCCUCCAGUCCUCUGGUUAGGCUAAUUAACUCUCUCUCUUUAUCCCUCAUCUCCUCACUCUCCCUUUCUGCCUCGCCCUCCUGCUGCUUUUCAGUUAUAUCGUGGCAGUCCAAUCAGACUAAUAACAGGCUGUUUAGCAUUCUGCUUCCGUUAGCUCUGGGCCCCUAUCGGUAGCGCUGUACUAGCUGGCCUCUCCUCGCCUCCUCUAGCCUCGGUGGAGGAACAGCCCUAAUUGCUUCGCAGCCAUCCCACUUGACUGUGCCCUGUUUUUUUAUUUUUUAUGAGCAGGCCCGGGAGGAACAUCAUAAGACACUUUACUGGUGAAUCAACCAAUCAGACGAGCCACGGUUGAUCAGGGAGGAUGGAAAAGGUCUAAGGAGAUGUGGUUUAGAUAAGCAUGAUGUCGGCGAGGACGUGUUAAAUGUUUAAUCCCACCUGAAAGAGAGAGGGCUGAUUUUGAACUGACUGACUGACUCCGACUCACUCAAGACUGGACAGAACCUUCUGGAAUAACAGCUCAGUAUCUUUGUCCUGAUCUCUCCUUGUUUUUGACCUACCACCGUGUGUCUAGGAAUGUCAGUACGGUCAUGUGACUUUCCAUUGUAUAACCUGAGCCGACGGUAUGAUGCGUAGAUUGCCUCCAGCUAGAUAUUACACUGACACAAUACGGAUUUGUGGUUUUGUUCCCUCACCACGUGUAACUGGCAGCGGUUGGGGAAAAUUGCCAGCGAAACCUCAGAACGUUGUUUUCUCAAGUUCAGACAAUUCUAAUGGAGUUCGGUCAAACUACUGUUUUUACGGGAGGGAGAAUGGAGCUGAAAAUAAUAACAAGCAUCAACUUUGAGAAUCAAGCAGACUCCCUUCACCUCACAAUCCCCCUGCCUCUCUGAGCCCGUUACCACAGCUAGUGUGACAGAUCUCUCUCUCUCUCUCUCUCUCUCUCUGUCUCUCUCUCUCUCUCUCUGUCUCUCUCUCUCUGUCUCUCUCUCUCUCUCUCUCUCUCUCUCAUCUUUUCCUGUCUCUCUCCUUUUUCAUCCCGCAUUCUUAUUUCUCUACCUGAGACAGCCCCCUGAGGAGCCAGUCAUUGUGAGCUUCCAAUGGGAUCAGCUUAGAAAGAUUGGAUGCUGACUCAUGUUUCCCCUUCAGAUUUCUCGGUGAAUUUAAGUGAAUUGGUUUUGCAUAAGAUGGUGCCAAUCAUUCCCAUUCAUUUUCUAUUCAGACCUGCACAUUUCUCAUAUUCCGAACCACACAGCCUGUGUGUGUGUGUGUGUGUGUGUGUGUGUGUGUGUUUUGGUGCCUUUGUGUGUUGUGUUUGUUUUAUUCUGUGUGUGUUUGUGUUGUCUAGUGUGUGUUUGUGUUGUCCUGUUUGUGUUGUCCUGUGUGUGUGUUUGUGUUGUCCUGUGUGUGUGUUGUAUAAUAAGCUGGAUAUAAGCGUGGUGUCAACCUGUUAGCGUUAUUGGGCUCCCGAGUGGCACGGUGGUCUGAGGCACUGCAUCUCAGUGCAAGAGGCGUCACUACAGUCCCUGGUUUGAAUCCAGGCUGUAUCACAUCCAGACGUGAUUGGGAGUCCCAUAGGGCGGCGCACAAUUGGCCCAGCGUCGUCUGGAUUUGGCCGGGGUAGGCCGUCAUUGUAAAUAAGAAUUUGUUCUUAACUGACUUGCCUAGUUGAAUAAAGGUUACAUUUAUUUUUAAUUUCAAAUUAGUCGGUUAAUCCUGGGACCAGGCUGGGGUGGGGCUCGUCCCAACUGGGCUGCUGUGACAGGCAGGAUCUCCUGGGAGGUAGGGGGAUUAAUGUAGGCUAACUGCCUCUGGCCCCUUCUGGGGCAGUCGGGAGCCAGGGAUGGGGAGGAGAACCAGGGCGGAGCCAAUUAGACUGAGGAAGGCAAUCUGAGUGCAGUAGCAGAAGGAAUGUACAGGGAAGAUACAUUAGUGGGUCUGUGUGUAAUGUAUUUGCACACUACACUGUAUGUGGAUCGUUGUGUUCCCGUCAGUGUGUCUAAAGAAGAGCUCCGAUGUCAAUCUCUGAAAGGGUUCUUAAAGGGGUGUAAUGGUUACGAUGUUGAUCAUUGAUAACCCUUAUGAAUGCCGAGCCCACUCCCGGUAAGUGUGUGACUUGACUUUUCGCAUUCUUUUAUCGGCACACUGCGGAGAUCAAUAGUUCCUUACCCAUGCAAGGUUCUCUCUCACUCACUCACUCACUCACUCACUCACUCACUCACUCACUCACUCACUCACUCACUCACUCACUCACUCACUCACUCACUCACUCACUCACUCACUCACUCACUCACUCACUCACUCACUCACUCACUCACUCACUCACUCACUCACUCACGCCUCCCAGCCUGUUUACAGGGGAUUAGCUCGACCUCAGGGGAGAGAGCCAUGCAAACAAGGAAUCCAUGUCUACCUGCCUGGAAUAUCAAUGGCAACCUACAAAAUACUGCCCUUUCGCUGUUCAGAAAUGGCAUGGGAGCAGGGACAUUUGGAAUACAAUGGGAGACCAUCUCCACAAAUCUCAUUGUUACAGGCACCUUUGCUUUCAACAGAUAAAGGCGGGGACAAAAGGUCUCUCUCUCGCUCUCUUUUUGCAUGUCUUUCUGUCCGUGGUGGCCAGAGUAAUUCUCCCUGUAGGGGUGCUGUCAGGACCUGUGCUUUUUGACUUGGCUGGGUCAGUCUGUUUUAAAAUGCGUUAGGCCUGGGUCAACAGGGCAGGGAGCAUCGCUCCUCUCUUCUGGGGGACAAAUACCCUUGAAAUUGGUGACAGCAGAGGUGAAUAAUGUGGCGGGCCUGUGACCUUGGGUUUGCUGUGUUCAGGUGGUGGAGGAGGAGUGUGUGUGUGUGUGUCUAGAUGGGCUUCUCCUGCCGCUGAACACAUAGUAUGAUCAGAGAGACACUGAAAUAGAUUUUUGAUUGCGUCAAUGUAUCUUUGUUUGAAGAAAGGCAGGCUAAUACAUGACUAUUCAGUUCAGUUCUGAACGAUGUGACGUCCUCCACUUCCUCAUAUUUAAUGAACCAAUGAACCUCAUACCAAGGUAUCGGAGCAGAAUUCACGGCUCCCACUCCUCUCUCUCUCUCUCUCUCUCUCUCUCUCUCUCGCUCUCUCCUCCUGUCUACCAUAUCCUCUGUUUCUCUCUCCCUUUCUUUUUUCAUCUCUAUGUUGCUGCUCCUCCACCCACUAGCUUAAUUACCAGGCUUCACAGUCAGUUUGCCUGGCAAGGCCUGAUGAGCACUGGAGCUGAGGGCGGAGAAGAAGGGGUGGGGGGGGUGGGGGGGGGGAGAACGGAGGGGGACACGAUAGUAGACUGCAAGCUUGCCAUCACGCACACAGCUCCAAUGAAGAACUGAGCCCAUUGGUUUGGGAAAAGCAUUGUGGAGAAUCAGGUGCUAGAUGGCAGAUACAUAGAGGUACAUCUCCACUGAACAGCUUAAUAUCGCUGAGACACAAUGGACUGGUGAGCACCUGCUCUCACCUCGCCGUCAGCUAUCCCACUGAAGGUAGCGUUUUCAUCCUGCUGACGCCAGGAUCAGACAAACAGCGAUAGAGCUUCCUCUCUCCUCAAGGUGUAAACUCAUUGCACCAAUUAAAAUAAAGAAAACGACACAUCAGAGCAACGCUUUUUCCUUUCACCAUGUCUCCAUUUGAGCACGCUCACAUUACGGCGUGCCUUUGUUGAUGGCGCUCUUGUUUCAUCUCUCGAUGAAUACAAUUGCAUAUUUAAUUGGUCUUGUUAUCUCUGUCACAGUGACACCGGUGUUUGUCGGUGAACAGCAGUGAGACAUUGUCACUCAGUUUGGGGUCUUUGUAUUCAUUACAACUGAGUCCGUGCACUAAGGGAUUUCACUGGCUCUGUGGCCCCUUGCUAAUAAACAGGGGUGUGAUAAUGGGUUAGGGAAAGAGGAAUGUGGGGAUUGGUUUAGGGAUGGCUGGCCCUGUACUGUACAGGUCCUGAGGUUGCCCUGGCAACAGGAGGACAGUGGAACAUCAAUAAAAUAAACGCCCUGCCUUUUAUAACAGAGAUAAGGGGGAUAAAUGCCGCUAAAGCAAUAGCUCUCGUGUGUGUGUGUGUGUGUGUGUGUGUGUGUGUGUGUGUGUGUGUGUGUGUGUGUGUGUGUGUGUGUGUGUGUGUGUGUGUGUGUGUGUGUGUGUGUGUCCGCGUCCGCAUCCACGUUACUGCAAUGGAUUUCUCAUUAUUCCGUCAGGAGAGCUUGUGUCUUUGUCUGCCUCUUAACUCAAUAUCACAUGCAUAAUAGAAUUGUCUUGUAUGAACAAUGUUAGAGUCCUGACAUGGACCCGGUGCACUCCUUCUCAUUUUCGACCUGUCUCUUUCUCUCUUAUUCUCUCUUGUGUCUCUCUUUCACAUUGCUAAUCACUAAAUGCUAUUUGAUUUUCUUAGAACGCUUCCUGGUUCAUUGAUCAGGUAAACCAGAGGCAACCAUUUGUGUGCCUGCUCUUGAUCAUUAUGCCUGAAUGGGGUGGAUAUGUUGACAUUGGCUUGCUUUUGGGUGGCUGGUUGCAGUAUGUUAACUGACUGUUGUUUUUGUGUUGAGAUUUACCGUCGCUGCUGGCUGGUGUUUAAGAAGUCGUCCAGUAAAGGACCACGCAGACUGGAGAAGUACACUGAUGAGAAGUCAGCUUACAUCAGAGUCUGUCCUAAGGUGACAGAGAUCAGCAAUGUGAAGAAUGUCACAAGGCUCCCAAGGGACACCAAGCGCCAGGCGGUAGCCAUCGUCUUUACCGAUGACACCUCGCGCACGUUCACCUGUGAAUCAGAGCUAGAAGCAGAGGAGUGGUUCAAAACUCUGUCAAUCGAAUGCCUGGGGACCCGCCUCAAUGACAUCAGUUUAGGAGAGCCGGACUUGCUGGCAGCAGGUGUUCAGUGUGAACAUACAGAGCGUUUCAAUGUGUUCCUACUGCCCUGUCCUAACCUGGACAUCUAUGGGGAGUGUAUGAUGCAGAUCACCCAUGAGAAUAUCUACCUGUGGGACAUCCACAACCCUCGCACCAAACUGGUCACCUGGCCUCUCUGCUCCCUGCGCCGCUACGGACGCGAUGCCACGCGCUUCACGUUCGAGGCUGGACGGAUGUGUGACAGUGGAGAAGGCCUGUACACAUUCCAGACGCGGGAGGGAGAACAGAUCUACCAGAGAGUCCACUCCUCCACCCUGGCCAUCGCUGAGCAGCACAAGAGAGUUCUGAUGGAGAUGGAGAAGAACAGCAGAUUGUCCAAAGGUUCUGAGGCGGGCUCCUACCCCUGUACCCCCACAGCCAUCCUGCCCCGCAGUGCCUUCUGGCACCAUAUCACUGGCACUCAGGGGGGCAUGGACCCAGCCCAUGGUGACAUGUUUGGUGGUUCUCAGACUGGCGCUGAUGCAGACCUGCUCUCCACCCGGCUGCCCUCAGAGCCACGCCACGCUACCAUGCCCCUGGCACACAGCCGACACUCCCCCGCCCGCUACCCCACCUACCCCAGCCAGUGAUCCCAGGGGUGCAUUGCAGCCCCCUAGCCUCCUCCACUCUGUACCCUGCACUCCUCCUAUUCUCCUUUCUCUGCAGUGCUUACCUCAACUCCAUGCCCCCUCAUCUACCCUCCAGCCAAUCAGGUUGGGUUGUGGGGAGUGGGCUCUCCGAUGGGGUCAUAGGACCUCCCCUAAAGCUGGGAGCUCUGUGAAGCAGGACGUGACAGCGUCCUCUGGUCUUCUCUUCUCUUCCAACUCCCAGAAUCCCUCACUGUGGGGGCAAAGUGCAUUGUGCGAGCCAGCAGUGGCUUGUUGCCUCUUAGUGAGCUGACAUUGUGGCAUGGUGCAUCUCUGCUCUGCUGUGGGUGUGGAGGAGGGGUGUGAGCUGUAAGGAUGUGGUUUAGUGUCCUCGCUAACCCCUGUGAAAUCUUAUUUUCUGAUGGGAUUCAGUCAGCUCUCCAAUUUACUCAAUCCCCUUCGCGACAGACCUCUUCAUGUACCUCAUGCCAGCUCUUAGCAAAGUUCAAUGUUAGGGGCUCAGGACGGCCCCAUACAGCUCUUAUUGGGGGGCAGAACAGUAGGACCCCUUCCUACCAUCCCUGCUCUCCAGCAUGAUAAGGAUUGUGGCGCUCGCUCCAACCCAUAACCUCAAUCUGACAGACACAUAUCUAAGACAACAGUUUCCUCCCAAGAACUGGCCUUGGCUUCCUUCUUCAACUCUGUGCGUGGGUGGAAGAGGGACUGUCCCUGGACUAUCAUCCAACCAAACACCUGGUCUAAUUCCACAGAGAAACAAAGGACCACUUGUCUUUCAUCUUUCUUUCUUUAAAAAAAAUGUUUUUGUUAACUUGUAGCAGACUUAACCUGACUUUACCUUGUAUACUGUUCUGUUUGAUAAAGGAAAUAGACAUAGAUUUUUCUGGGAGGAUAGAGAGAGGCAGUGAUGAGAGGGAGGGAGAGACAUGUUUCUGAAGUCAUGACUUCGUUUGUUGUUUUCUCUUGGUUUCCUGCCAUUGGGUUGUGAAGACAUCCAAGGCUGUUCAUAAUAUGGUAAUGGAACCGUGUGUGUGUGUGUGUGUGUGUGUGUGUGUGUGUGUGUGUGUGUGUGUGUGUGUGUGUGUGUGUGUGUGUGUGUGUGUGUGUGUGUGUGUGUGUGUGUGUGUGUGUGUGUGUGUGUGUGUGUGUGUGUGUGUGUACUGCAUGAAUGGGAUACACAGUUAUUGACAUUUGGCCACUUUAAAACCUAUGUUAAGAGAGAAUUUAGACAUGGUAAAUAAUAAGCUAGAUUUAAAAAUGUAGACGUCACAAAGAUGUAGCCACUCCCUCAAACCUCAUCAUUAUUGUGGAGGUCCUUGGUCUGAGGGAGACAGUUUGAGUUUCCUGUCAGGCACAAGAGUAUAAUGAGCUAGUGGAGUUGUGAUAAACAUUAUUAAUGUCCUGUGUUUUUAGUGUCACAUACUUUCUUGUGUGUGUGGGGGGGGGUUACCGCCUGACCAAAAUGGUUCUUGACGUGUUUGCACUUGAAGAUGUUUUUUUUCUUGUUUUUAAAUGUGUUUUUGAUAAAUCAGGAGCCAUUGCUCUUAAUUUGGGUCAUGUGAGGGAUAAGCACAGAUCUAGGGCGGGUCCAUAAGUUACCUGCCUCAGAGACCCUCACAUGGAGUCCUUUUAUUUUAGGGCUGUAGCCUAGAUACUGCUAGUGGGUUAUUUAGUAGAUAACUGUUGCACAAAGAGAGAAAAACAUGUUUUUAUAGCUGGAAGUAUAAAACCUGCCCUCUACACAGUUCUUACAUAAGAUUAGGUUUAUAACUAAUAAUGCUAAUUAUUUAAACCCAUCUCAACAUUGGCAGAUUUGAUUGACUAUGAACUAAGACUUUCCAACUGUGUAUUAAUUUGUGACACUUGGAUAUAACCCAACUAAUGCACCCUGUAGUUAGAGAUUGGACUAAUAUGAAAUAAAUAAAUAUAUAUAUAUAUAUAUAUAUAUAGUAUUUCACCACUGUUAAAGUUAUCGUAUGUGAAGCUUAUAAAAUGAGGUAAUUUUCUAAUCUCCUUGACUAGGUGUAAUGUUAUUUAUUUGAUUUGGCCAGAGUGGGACAGUCUGAUGUCUAAGGCUACUUAUUAAAUGCUGGAAUCCAAUAAAACACACAUUUACAGCUUCUGUAUUAUUUAUCUCAUGUUAACAUAAAGGGCUAAGCUUUUUGUUGAACAUAAUCUUUACCCUAUGUAUUUGUGUUUGUGUACAUACAUGAGUUGUUGUUGCUGCCCUCUUGGGCUCUUGAAAAUACAGCUAUUUAUUUCACAUGUGGUCUCUAGGUGUGUGUGUGUGUGUGUGAGUGUGAGAGAGAGAGAGUGUGAUGUGUAUGUCUGAAUGUUCUGUGACAGGGAUUGUCUGGGGACCGUUUCUUUGAAAUGCAUGAAAACACAUUUUUAUACUGUGUAACGAUGGUAAGAUUGAAAUGUUGUGGACUUGUUUGUCCAGAUAUGUGGGUGGAGAUUUUUUAGAGACGUUUACUUGGCACAGGGAAAUAAAGAACAAAGAUUCACCCGA
Messenger RNA from Salmo salar (Atlantic salmon), 8467 nucleotides. RefSeq names its product docking protein 4. The record is from RefSeq and is a predicted model, not a curated record. Gene Ontology annotation, biological process: cell surface receptor protein tyrosine kinase signaling pathway. Gene Ontology annotation, cellular component: cytoplasm. Lineage: Eukaryota; Metazoa; Chordata; Actinopteri; Salmoniformes; Salmonidae.